AUGUCCCAGGUUUUCCUCCAAUAUUCUCCCGUCACCCUUCAGGUAUUUCAUCUUCUGGAGCUUCACCAUAAACCGAAGUACAGCACAGCAUUUUCAAAGAAUGGAGAUACAGAAAAGUGCACCAAAUGUCCAGAUGAUAAAUAUCCAAACGAGGACCGGAUCCACUGUAUCCCCAAAGUUAUAACCUUCCUGUCUUAUGAAGAAUGUCUGGGUAUUAUCCUGAUCUCUUUUACCCUGUUCUUGUUCCUAACCACAGGCCUUGUUUUAACCCUUUUCAUCAAAUACCGAGACACUCCCAUUGUCAAAGCCAACAACCAGGACCUCUCUUACAUCCUCCUGGUCUCCCUCCUGCUUUGCUUCUUGUCUUCUUUUCUCUUCAUUGGUCAACCAAGUAAAGCCACCUGCCUUCUCCAACAAACAAUUUUCAGCAUCAUUUUCUCAGUUGCAAUUUCUUCUCUUUUGGCCAAAACGAUCAUAGUAGUGCUGGUUUUCCUGGCCACAAAACCAGGAAACCGAGUGAAGAGGUGGUUGGGGAAGAGCUUGGCCAACUCCAUCAUCCUUUUUUGUUCUGCUGUCCAAAUUAUCAUCUGCUCCAUCUGGCUGGGAGUUUAUCCCCCAUUCCCUGACUCUGACCUCCACUCCCAGACUGGAGCGAUCAUCCUGCAAUGCAAUGAAAACUCUAUUGUCUUGUUCUACAUCACCCUUAGUUAUAUGGGCUUCUUAGCUACCAUCUGCUUCAUGGUGGCUUUCCUAGCCAGGAAUCUACCUGGAUCCUUCAAUGAAGCCAAGCUGAUCACCUUCAGUAUGCUGUUCUUCUGCAGUGUCUGGGUGAGUUUUGUGCCCACUUACCUGAGCACCAAAGGAAAAUACAUGGUAGUUGUUCAGAUCUUCUCCAUCUUGGCCUCCAGUGCUGGUCUUCUGGGCUGUAUCUUCAUCCCCAAGUGCUACAUAAUCAUUCUGAGGCCAGACCUAAAUAAAAAGGAGCAGCUUACGACCAGAAGAAAUGUAGAAAUGUGA
Molecule: messenger RNA, 1017 nt
Organism: Crotalus tigris (Tiger rattlesnake)
Lineage: Eukaryota; Metazoa; Chordata; Lepidosauria; Squamata; Viperidae
Product: vomeronasal type-2 receptor 26-like
Exons: 3
Coding region: 1-1017 (338 amino acids)
Biological process (GO): G protein-coupled receptor signaling pathway
Cellular component (GO): membrane
Molecular function (GO): G protein-coupled receptor activity
Source: RefSeq, a predicted model, not a curated record